Messenger RNA from Mugil cephalus (flathead mullet), 6961 nucleotides. RefSeq lists its product as uncharacterized. Lineage: Eukaryota; Metazoa; Chordata; Actinopteri; Mugiliformes; Mugilidae. Bases 3209 to 4426 code for a protein of 405 amino acids. The record is from RefSeq and is a predicted model, not a curated record. The transcript has 6 exons.
AAAUAAACUAAACUAAACAUUUCGAAUGCUUAAACAAUGCCCUGUUUUGUCAACAACAACAGUAAAAGUCAUUGCUGUUGUUUAUGACUGUAAUAUGUCAGUGCUGAGUGAUAAGUAAAGUGAAUAGAAAGGAAUGGAUCAUACCACUGCAAUGCAAGGGGGAAGGCGGGGUAGCUGCAUUUUCUUAUUAAAAUAUUAUGUUUAAACCACAUACUCUCUACUAUUGUACUUGUUCUUUUGCCAUUUUAGCACAGACAUUCGAAUUAAAACACAAAACAAAAACUAAACUUUUUUUUUUUUUUUUUUUGUCUUUAGAGGUGCUGGGACAAAGUGCAAGACACACCUAUGUCGAGGAGUUUUUAUUUGCAUAAUCAAAUUUCUGCUAAAGUCCGAGCAAGGAUCAAAGUAUCUGGUAACGCCCCCAAAAUGCAUCAAGUACUUGCGGGACGUUGGAGGGAGACAAUUCGCGUGAGUUUUAUCACAGUUUUUAAUAUACAUAGGUAUCAUUAAUUGUUAUACUUUUUUUUUUCUCAUUUCGUUAGCUGCAUAAUUCACAUUCACACACAGCGUAAUUUUUUUCAUUUUACAAAUCAUGGAGAAUUCGCAUGAAGAUCACGGACGAUCUCCGUGAUUAUAACCGUCCGAAUUUAAUAACAGCCACCUUCUAGGCUGUUAUUAAAUUCGGACGGUUAUAAUCACGGAGCUAAACAAAAUAGCUUUUUUUUUUUAAUUUUAAUUUUUAUUGUUUUCAUUGAGUUGAGAUAAUAAUGAAGGUGAAACAGUCCAUCACGUUACCCAUUACAAAAGAUGCAUUAAACACACCUCAAGGAAGUGUGUAAUUUACUACUGAAUGAAAAACUGGCAAGACUUCACGGUAUUUUCCCUCUUUCCUCUUCUUUCUAAUACAAAGUACGUCAAUGUUACUACAAUAUCUUAACCUCAGUUAUCUUAACAAUAACUUUUAAAUUCUGUUUGCUCAGUUGUGUAUGAUAUGUUUGGUAUUUUUGGUUGGAAUGUUUGGUUAUGUGGUCAUGUUGAUUUUAACAGCAAAAAUGUCAACUCUGACCUGUCAACCAUGUUACCCUGGAAAGACAGGUUAGAGGACUCAUGAUACGUUUUUGGAGUUUCCAAGAGUUCAUUUAACAUUCUAGCUAUACACUAAAUAAAAAGACUGUUUUCCGUAAAUGUUAGAAAAGGUAAACUUGUUUUUCAGGCAAAUGCCACGAUUAUCUGUUGCUGAAAAGCAGAGGUGUUACCACGAACGGCGAGAUGCUGACCCAUGCAAAAUAGGAGGCUUACUUUGCAAAACGCUGGCGGAAAUGGAGAGAAACGAGAGAGCCCGGCAAAUACUACAAGCUGAACAGCAUGAGAGAGAAGCAUGCUACCAGCUGGUUGUGGAACUUGGUGGCUCAUCAACCCAAUCCAGUCCACUUCAUUUAUAUAGCACCUAUUUUAACAAACGCAAGGUUCCCAAAGUGCUGCACAGUAAGAUAAAAAAAACAACAACACAAUAAAUAGCACAACAGAACACAAUAAAGCAAUGAAGCACACAAAAGGUUAAAUGUAAUAAAAUAAGAUAAAAUCAAAUAAGAUAAAAAUAAAAUAAAAUAGGAUAAAGACAAAUAAGAUAAAUAAAAUCAAAUGAAUAGAGUGCACUGCUCGCACAAGAUGCGACACGCUACGAUGGUUUUAAGUAGAGAUUUAAAAUGAGACAGUGAGGAGGCCUGUCUAAUGUGCAGCAGUAAUCCAUUCCACGGUUCUGGAGCUGCAACAGCAAAUGCUCGUUCACCUCUGAGUUUAAGCCUAGUGUGUGAGUGAGAAGCCGUAUCUGUGUACUUAGGAUACAAGUGUUGGCACUAUUUCAUUCUCAAAAUAUUGAUCCAAUGUAGCGCUGUUAUUUUCAUUAAAAAACGGUGCAGUUUCUUUGUUAACUGGGGAUUAUAACUGAAAAUGUAGGCAAGUGGACACAUACAGUAUUCCUCCGAGAACAGUGAGUUGUUUAAAUAUCUUAAAUAUCAGUUUUUGUCCGUGACAUAGUUGACCAAAUAAUGAGUAAACACAUCAGAUUUUUAAAUAAAUAUCUGAAAGCAGUUAUGCCUGACUUUGGCAAUUGCUGAAAACACAAUAUUUCAAGAAUCCUUUGUAAGAAAACGUAAUAAUGUAUUUGGGAAAAAAAGAAAAGUUUGUGGGGUACCUUGCGUAGCUCCUAAGAUGAUCAGCUCUGUUUUGACGGUGUUUAGAUGAGCCGAGAACUGUAACUUUUGGUUAAGUUCAGAGUUCUUGAGAUUGAUCCAUUGCUGCCUUCAAACUGAAAGCGGGAGCUUGUGGCUAUGAUUUAAACCACACAACUCAGUGAUAACAUCCGGCGUAAGCGGCAAGAACACCAUUGCAUUGAACACGAAAAGGAAGAAGCCACUGGGACUAUUAAGAUUUUCUUCAGUCAAAUUAUACAAUUAGAAAUUAGACACAAAGUAUAACUGAGUUCUUGCAAAAAACACAUUUGUGUGCUUAAAACUUCCCUUUUUAUUGCUCGGAAUUACGGCACAAGAAUCACGUUAUACACUAAGGGCUGCACUGUUUUCCUUUAUUUCAUCGCUCUGUAGUGCAUACAAUUUCUUGCAGUGAUCAACUCUCUUGAACUGCAAAUCUCUGGCCAAAAUUAUUCCCCAACAACAUGCGGCCUCAUUCAGUCUGAGUGAAUUUUGCAAUUUUGGUUGGUAAUUCCUGUAAAUUAUUCAAUAGGAGUCUGGAAAUGUACAAUGGAGACUGAUGAUAUUUUACCUAUGCAUGUGUGUUUAGUUGGUGAGGCUGUGUAUGUCACGCAGCAGGAUGCAGCCUGACACAUCCACAACAAAAAAAGAAAACUAUUUAGGAACAACUAAAUUAUUGAAAUGGCCCCACUAGAUGCCAAACCAAUCAAGUCUCUGUGGGAUGAUCCCAAGAGGCCCCUCCCCUCAACGUACUAACAAUAUCAUGUUGCCAGACACCACAGGACACCCUCAUAAGGCCCAUAUCCAUUCUUUGAUUAGUCACAACUGUUGUGGAGGCACAAGGGAGACCUACACAAUAUUAAGAAUAUUAAGAUAACUCAGACUAAAACCAGUAGAAAGCAAGUGCUCUAGGAGUUUUACUGCACUGGACUGCACAUUUUCUGUAUAACUAAGUGUAAAUUCUUCCAAAGGUCUGGAAUCACUCUUCUACUACCUGAAUGGAUAUGAGAGGGAAGAUCCUUUCCUUCCUCCUCUUUGUCACUUUGUUCAUCAUCAUCUUCUUCAUUGAGAAGUUAACCAGGACUAAUCGGUCUGUCCCACCACCACGUGGGCCUCCAGCCACUUGCCCCUUCUCAGUCUCUAACAACACCAUCACUCCACUCAGAAAUACGAAGCACUUGCUGGUGUCAGCCUUCAUGGACCAGAGAGAGAAGGGUUUUGACGUACGCAUCAUUGGGAUAUUUAAGAGGGACUCCAUCCAACCACUUCACUGCUUCUUCUGCUGCGCAGGCUGGUUAAAGAAGGAUGCUACAACUAAACACACCUGGCUUCCCAUAAGAAACAAGAAGACCAGUGGAAAGAACGAGAAAAAGCCGCAGUUCAACUUCACAGUCUGUGUCUCCAACCUGUUUGGGGACUUCAACAAUGUGCUUCAGUUCGCACAGACUCUGGAGAUGUACAGGUUGCUGGGUGUGAACAGAGUGGUCAUCUACAACACGAGCUGCGGCCCAGAGCUCGACCGCCUGUUGCAGAGUUACAGCAAGGAGGGCUUCGUGGAAAUGGUUCCCUGGCCCAUCAACAAGCAUCUAAAACCAUCUGGUGGCUGGCUCUUCUCAGAGCAUGGGGGGGACUUGCACUACUAUGGCCAGUUAGCCACCCUGAACGAGUGCAUUUACAGAUCCAUGGAGCGUUCGCGCUACGUCCUGCUGAACGACAUAGAUGAGAUUAUAAUGCCAUACCAGCACAACGACCUGAUGUCUCUGAUGAGCACGCUAGAGCAGCAGAAUCCGAACGCACAGGUGUUCCUCAUUGAGAAUCACAUCUACCCCAAAAAGCCUUUUAAUGAAAGUGUCAUGGGAUCCUUGCCUAAGUGGAGGGGUGUGCCGGGUUUUAAUAUUCUGGAGCGUGUCUACAAGGAGGAGCCUGAUAGAAACGUUUUCCACCCAUACAAGAUGAUAAUACAGCCGAGGGCAGUGGAGCAGACGUCAGUACAUGACGUGCUUAAGAUGUCUGGGCAAAGAUUCAAGGUACCACCGGACAUCUGUCGGAUCAUUCACUCUCCAAUCAAGACCCCGAUAGAGCUGCCGAUCGAGCAACUCCAUGUGGACACCCGACUGUUGAACUUUAAAGACCAGCUGUCCCCUAGUUUGAGCAAGAUAAAGAAAGGUGACCCAUAUAAGGACCCCGUGGGAAAUUGGAGGGGAUUAAAUGCCUGAGUGCAAAUAGAAAUGACAUGGAAACGGAUGUGACGGUAGGCAUGCAAAUAUUUGUGUAACCCAAGGAGUUAUACAUUCACAAUUUAUUGCAACAGACACAGUAGUAUGUAACCAGGGCUCUUAUCAUUGGAACACUGGAACAUAGUGACCUUCUUCCCUUCUUCCUGAUACGCAAAUACUUCGCAGCCCACUCAUUCUGCGAGAACAGUUCUCUGAUAGUUAUUGUGGUGUCAGUAUGUGACCUUCUCUAAGUAAUUUUACAUCCACAGAUCUGUCAAAUAACUCUCCCCAUUGGUAGGUACUGGAACUUAAAAUCACACGACAUCUCUGAUUAUCUUAACCCCACUAACACCACUCUGUUUUCCAAACACCACAGGACACCCUCAGAAAGACCAUGUCCAUUCUCUGAUGAGUCACAACUGUUUUGGAGGCACAAGGGACGGCAUUUUGGGCAGUUUGUCCAAUAUUAGAGGGUCAUAAUGUUAUGCCUGAUUGAUGUAUAUGCACAUAUAUUGCAAUCCACUGGGAUAAGGCAAAUACUAAUGUGAAGACUAUGGGCUGUGAGUACAUUUUUUAUCUGUGAAUCUAGCAUAACUUAUGGACGUGGUUGUUGUAGCCAGUGUUUUGUGUUAUGUUGUUGCGCGUAUGUGUGUGUGGUAAGUUGUUUGUGUGUGUGGUAAAUUCAUUAAGUAAAUGCAUGAAACAUAGUAAGAAUAGACUGUCCUUUACUGUCUGUCUUGUAUGACGACAUUGGAGAGCUUCUCUUUUCCAGUGCAAAACACAGUAUAUACAAGUUAGUGCAAAAAAGAUAUUAUAUACAAGAGAGGUUUAAAAUAUUAAAAUUUAAAUAUUGAAAAUAUAAAAAUGUAUAAAAAUAUGAAAAUACAGGUCUGGAAAUACGGCACACAAAGGUUGACAGACGACACAGGUGAGCAGGUGUGCGGACUUAGGCACAGAGGAAGCCAAACAGUUUUUCUACUGUGGGUUACCACAUAUACGGCGAGGAGAGAAUGUGAAUGUCUAUUGAGGUCUUUUUACGUCUAUUCAUAUCACUUAUACAAUGAGCUCUUUUUUUUUUUUAAUUAUUAUUUUUUUCUUGAGAUCCAUUUUUUUGUCUUUUCUAAUAAAUAAAAAUAAAGCGCUUAAAUAAAUAAAUAAAUAAAUAAUACGCUACCUUUUUUUUUGUACCUAACAGACCUCAUUGUUUUGAGUGUACACGUGUGGGGGUAUGCAUGUGUGUAGUAUGCCGUGUGUGUGCUUGAAUGAGGGUCUGGGGUACGGGGGGAUAUGUAUACAGGGAAUAUGUAAUAGUAAUGAGAUGAAGUGGACAUGAGUUAACAUGAGUUAUUGCACAUUAUCAGUAUAAUUAUGUUUAUAAAUAAGUAUGGGUUCUACACCCUGAGAGUAAGGAGUUGUACAGGUUAAUGGCCACAGGCAGGGAUGAUUUCCUGUGACGCUCUGUGGUGCAUCGUGGUGAAAUAAGUCUGGUGCUGAAAGAACUCUUGUGCCUGGCCAACACGUCAUGGAGUGGGUUAGACUUGUUGUCCAAGACGGCUUUCACCAAGUCAGUGAAACACCAAGUGAGUAACAAAAGAGGAAGACUUUACUUUUGAUUGCCUUCUCUGUUCCUCAAAGAGUCACUGGCGUUAACACCAUCUCGUGACACUGGGCACAUUUGACACGGCAAAACAUCUGAUUAGGCCUUGAAUUUUAUGCAUUAUGAGGAAACAUUAGGUGCUGCAUUUUGAUUUGACUGUAAUAAUAAUUUAUCCCGUGGCCAACUGAUUUUUUUGUUUCCUUUCAGAUGCCCUGCCCAGAAGCUACAUCAGUAAAUCAGUAACAUAAAAAACAACUGUCACAGAAUGAGGGAAAAAAAAACUUAAAUAGUGCAAAUUUGUUUUUGUUUUUUUGUUUGCAACUAUUAUAAUCCCACUAUUUUGUUGCCAUUGAAUCUUGUUUUAAUAAGGAGAAAUCUAGUAAGUGAAAAAAAAUCUAUUGGAGCAAACAUGAACAGAUGAUGGAGGCAGAUCGAGCCACCGCCUCUGUCGCACCACCGCACCCUCCCACACCAGGCGCGUCUUCGAGCAGCGCGUCUACCGCAGCGGCUGGAUGUGAUCUCGCGAGGAUUCCAACAUCGCGCGAUAAUCGACGUCGCCUCGCGUCGCGAGUAUUUAAAAAGAAAAGAGAAAAUCAUUAAGUUGUUUUGUUGAAACGGUUGUGUUGGAAGUGUUUAAACACGUUUAGUGGCUAUACUGUAUAUUCCAUUCUUUCUUGGAGCUGUUUGCUCAUGCUAAAUAAAACGCGAUUAAUACAGAUUAAAAAUUAAUUAUAUUAAAUUGUGAUUAAUCAAAUAAUCUAUAGCAACCCCGUGAACCGCUUGACAGCAUUAGUUAAAUCCAGUGAUGGUAGUAACACUUCUUUUUUCUUCAGUUUUUUCGGCUACGGGUAAUCUAACUUCUAUCGUUACCAUACCGUUACCGACAAUUAAAUGUGAUGCUUCCUCCUUUGCAUAGUCUCUGUAGCCGUCCUUGAAUA